AUGCUUGAUGCUGAUAAUAUUUUCCUUAGAAAACCUGAUGAGCUGUUCCAAUGUGGACGACUCUGUGCAGUCUUCAUCAACCCCUACAUCUUCCAUGCUAGCCUCUUUGUGUUACAGCCAUCCUUGGAAGUGUUUAAGGACAUGCUUCAUCAGUUGGAAAUUGGGAAAGAAAACCUAGAUGGUGCAGACCGAGGUUUUAUUAGCGGCUACUUCCUGGACUUGCUUGAUAUGCCAAUAAAUGCAACGAAGCUUCUUACUGACAAUGGCCAUGGAAAAGACUGGUUGGAAAAGUAG
Dovyalis caffra is the source of this 294-nucleotide messenger RNA. The record is from the annotation of a GenBank genome assembly. NCBI's taxonomy places the organism in Eukaryota, Viridiplantae, Streptophyta, Magnoliopsida, Malpighiales, Salicaceae.